Molecule: messenger RNA, 1437 nt
Organism: Oncorhynchus masou masou (cherry salmon)
Lineage: Eukaryota; Metazoa; Chordata; Actinopteri; Salmoniformes; Salmonidae
Product: mucin-5B-like
Exons: 13
Coding region: 46-1437 (463 amino acids)
Cellular component (GO): extracellular matrix
Source: RefSeq, a predicted model, not a curated record
AGUAACUGUUUAGGUGGACCAGGACGACUCGCUAGAAGAACCAUCAUGGCACUCCAAUGGGUGAAGCCGUGGAUCGCUCUGGUCUUCGGACUAUCUGCUGCACAUUCUGAGACUGUUAUGAUUCCAGACAUGACUUCCAUUGGGAGUCUAUAUGAUUCCAAACUGCAAAUCGUAUCAGCAGGAGUGAGUCCCACUCAUAACGGACAGGUCUGCAGCACAUGGGGUAACUACCACUACAAAACCUACGAUGGAGACCUCUUCCAGCUGCCCUACACCUGUAACUACGUGCUGUCGUCGUUGUGUAAGAGCAGCAGCGGCUACGAGGCCUUUAACAUUCAGCUGCAGCGCGGGGAGGUAGAUGGGCUGCCCACCAUCACCAAGGUUUCUUUGAAGCUGGAUGGAACCUUCGUGGAGCUGGCCAACGGUAACGUCAGCGUCAACGGAUUACAGGUCACCAUACCGUUUGGUCAGUUUAACGUCUUCAUUGAGAGGACCGUUUCCUAUGUGAAGAUCACAGCCAAGCUGGGGUUAGUCAUCAUGUGGAAUGAAGAUGAUUCCCUCUGGGUGGAGCUGGACUCAAAGUUCCAGAAUCAUACAUGUGGGCUGUGUGGAGACUUCAACGGAGUCCAGAACGAGUUCAAUAGGAAUGAUGAUUAUCUGAAGACAAUCGACUAUGCUGAUAUUUGGAAGAUGAAUGGCCCAACAGAAACCUGUACAGAAAUCCCUGUUCACACUGAGCAGUGUGAAGACCAGACCAAACUUUGUGAGCAGCUUCUCACCAGUCUUGCCUUCAGUAGCUGUAAGGACCUGAUUGCCACAGACUCCUUCAUCAAGGCCUGUGCAGAAGACAUGUGUCACUGUGGCAACAGCAGCAGCAGUGUCACCUGCGCCUGUCCCACCAUGUCAGAGUACUCCCGCCAGUGUGCUCACGCAGGGGGGAAACCCCAGGAGUGGAAGACCGACCAGUUCUGCUUGGAGACGUGUCCUUUAAGCAUGCAGUACCAGGAGUGUGGUAGUCCCUGCACUGAUACCUGCUCCAACCCAAAGAGGAACCAGCAUUGUGAGGAACACUGCACCGACGGAUGCUUCUGCCCUGCUGGAACCGUGUUUGAUGACAUCACUCAGACUGGCUGUGUAGCUGUGAACCAGUGCUCUUGUCUCCACAACGGACAAUCUUACCAGCCUGGACAAUCAUUCUCAAGAACAUGCCACAAAUGUACCUGUAUACAAGGCCAGUGGAGUUUGGGAGGUUCCCACAUCACCACCUACGAUGGGAAAGCCUACACCUUCCAUGGAGACUGCUCAUAUGUCCUGUCCAAGCAAACAAACAAGACUGCUUUCACAGUCCUGGGUGACAUAGUGAAAUGUGGGAAGACGGACAUUGAGACCUGCCUAAGAUCUGUAACCCUGGUGACUCCAGAGUCCACGGUAAGUUAG